GCACUUUUUUCCUUUUAUAGGAAGGUGUGUGUAUCCAUGCGUGCCCGCUCUUUCUUGGGAAAUGUCCGGUGUUUCCAGUUACGCUCUACGAAUGGCCCGUCUGAGUGCUCGGAUAUUUGGAGAAGUGGCCAGGCCAACUGACACAAAAUCUAUGAAAGUAGUGAAGUUAUUCAGCGAGCAGCCUUUGGCCAAGCGGAAGGAGGUCUACAGCUGGUAUCCUCCUCACAACACCUACUAUGCGCUCAUGAAGAAACUCCGCUACUUUGGUCUUUACAGAGAUGAGCAUCAAGACUUUAAAGAGGAGAUGAGACGGUUGAAAAAGCUCCGUGGGAAGGAAAGACCUAAAAAAGGGGAAGGAAAGAGAGCUCUCAAGAAGAAAUAACAUCACUUUGUCAAUGUAAUGAACUGCUUUGGAGAUGCUGAGGAACAGCUCUAACUCAGGCUUUCUGUUCCCAGCUAGAGAGGGCUUGGCAUGCGAGCUGCAUAUGGGGGCUGGAGAAACACGCUGUAAAAUGCUGGAAUCUACCUUGGGAGUGUACUUGGAUCCAUGUCAUUUUAUUGUUUUGUGAGUUUCUGUAGUUCAAAUAUUCUGUAUAUUGCAGAACAUUGAUUUGCCAUGAGAGCCCUCUCUUACCUAAGUAGUAACAACAAUAGCAAAAAAUAAAAGUGCUCAGUUUUUUUCUUGUGUACGCCCCAUCUCAUUUUUGUUGAUCUUCAUUUUUGCCAAAAUGGACUUUCUUUUUCAUUUCCUCUUUACUUUCUUGCAUUAGUAUCAAUAUUGCUUUGUGUGUGGCCACAAAAAAAAAAAAAGGUUAUACUGAGUUUAACUCCAGAUAGCCUUAGUGUUCCUAAUUUUUUUUAAGUUGCUGUUAGAAUCAAUUAUUUGCUUUUGCACUGGACAGCACUUUCUGAUGCAUUCCCUGCCCUGAGCACUCUUAUUGUACCCCGAAUAAUUAGGUAUUGCAAUGGAAGAGGCUGAAAUACAGGCUGAAGCUGUUUUCCAUUUUGGGAACCUCUGCUAAUUAAAAUACAAUAAUUAAGUAUACUGUAAUAAAAGGAUUUUAAAUGUAAUUUCAUUGCCCAUAGGACGGGUAUGAAGUAUUUCAUAAGGUGAUGAACGGGGUAUUACUUGUAUUUAAUGUUUGGUUUUAUAGCUAGGCUCCUCCAGUGUCACUAGGAUUAAUGAUUACAUAAAUGUACUGUUCAUGCUUGUCAGUCCCUGUCAAGGAACAGAAGCACAGAAUGCAACUAUGCUGCUGUGUUUGGCCGCGUGCGCACCUUGCUUGUAUGUGCUCUGAAACUGUUCAUCUCUUAAUUUCCAGACCCUCUAAACUUGAAGAAUAGCCUUAUGGUGGUAAAGGGGAGCUAUUCAAAAUGGCAGAAGGGCUGGAGCAGAAAGUGUUGGCACAGUUAGCUUGGAGUAGGCUUGAUGUCACAUACGUAGGCAUCCUGAAAUAGGUACCAAUACUAAACUUCCACUGAUACUUCUAAACCAAGCUUGUUCAAAUAUAGGUGUAUUUGAAGGGUUCUAUACGGUCACUGAAAUCAAUGGAUCUUCAUAAAAUCGUAACAAGUCAAAUACUUUGUUUCACCUAGAUUAUUCACUCAAGAGGUGCUGUGUUAAUGGUGGUUUUGGUGAGCUGUGUAGUUCUUGCCCAGUACCCUUUACUGAGUGAUUAUUGAUACCUCAUUUUCUAAGCUCUAAGAGAGAUGGAUUUAGAGGUUCUGCAGUGUUGAUGUUGUGGGGAGUGGCCGAGUUCUUGCCACAACCAACAAAAUGCUGUAGGAGAUGUUAAAAUAUAUGACUGCAUUAUGCCUGUAAUGGUAAAUUUCUCAUUCUAAUUUAAAAUGCUUUUAGAAACUUGAUGCUGUGGCUCAACACCACUGUAAUGCGCCUGUGGUGUUCUAAUGUUGUAGGCAUGACGUGCUGUGAAGUGUACAGAGCACGUGAUGGGGUUCCUGGGACAUGGUGCAGUGGAUGGAAAGCGGCCCAGUUGCCUUUAAUUCUUGUUCAGGAAAGUGAGAAUGGCGUGGAGCAGGGUCCUAGGUAGGAGAGGGUAUUUCCUAAAGAGGAAGGAUGCUGCUGCCUGACAUUUUGUUUCUCACUGUGUCUGUGAGUGGGUGGAGUUGUUCUAUAAUUUUGUUUGGUGGAGAGUAAGACCAAUUCUGAAACUCUACAGUAGAAGCACUGUGGCAGUUGUCCUGGACAGCUGGUGCCUGUACUUACAAUGGCUUUGUCAGCCAGUACUUGAUGUCUUCUAAAAUUAAACCAGAGAUCAAUAAAAGCAUUUUCACUGCAAUUUAAAGAGGAAAAAUCAGAAGCAUCUUUCCUGUUCCUGUGAAACACUUCAAGCCUUAACAUUACAAACAUGCAAGAGAGAGAAAGUGUGCAUGUAUCAAAAAGUGAAUUAUGGCCCUGUUUCAGUAAAGUAGAUAUGUAUGAGCUUAAGCUUUGGCAUGUGGCUAGACCUCUCUAUAUGUAUAUUUAUAACAAUAUAUGAAACACUUACACUAUAUGACUGGCCAUGGAUAUGCUUCUGAAUCCACGUUUAGCCUACUGCAGAAGGACUGAGCAUCUGCAGUACUACCUUAUUAGGCACAGAUAUGGACCCAGCAGUGUAAUAUUAGAUACACAGGCUUGAGGAUCUGACCUGAUCUAUUCUUCCUUAUUUGUUCCAAGAUACCUGGCUAUUUAUGGAUUUUGAGAAGUUCCUGUCAUGAACAGGAAAGUGAAAGGCUUGAUUGGCUUCAUCUGUAAUGAACCCCUUUGUCUACACCCUGAAAGAGCAAACCUGCUCUAGAAUCUAAGUGUUACCCUGGGAACAUACUUUGGAAAGAUAUUUACAGCAGUAUAUCCAAAAGUACUGAGGAAAAGAGGAGAGAAAUUGAUGGAAGUGCCUGAGAAGUAAGUGGCUGUGAAACAAACUUUCAUCCUUUCUCUGCAGGAUUUACAAAAGCCAAGUAGAUGGGGUGAAGUAAUUUUAAAGAAAAAUGAUGACUUUUAAUAAGGCAGUAUUGGUACAAGAAAUAUUCCCCCACCUAACUUUCCAUGAUCUUUUCUCUGUAGUACUCACUUUCCAGAAUUACAUCAGUUCAGAAGGGACUUUUUCCCUUCCCUUGAGAUGUCACCCUCAAAUAAUGAAGAUGCAGCCGUUUUUUGAGUUUAUCCUAGUGUUAGAAUAACCCAUUGUUUGCUGGGAGUGCUUAGCGUAACUCUUUUGUUCUAGAAAAUACAGCUUUCUCCACUCCAAAACAGGGAUAGAGAGGAAAAUGGGACAUUCCUACCUAGCUUCUUUCCCACUCUUUCUCUGAGGUAUGAGCUGACUGUCCUUGGAGUAUGUUUAGAUAGAUGCUUCCAUUCCUGAUGAAGAGACAAGAUGCUAACUUCUUCUGAAUCCUGAGCAGGUUCAUUAACAUAAGUUAGCUGGUGGUGCAAGAUGCCACCGCUGCUCUCUGUUAAAGGGGAGCAACAGCAGACAAAGAAGAUGCACCUUGAAAUCUAUUUAAACAUAACAGAGAAGCAUACAUUACACGGUGUAUCCCAUGUGCCAGCCUAGAUCUCCAGCAGUGUUAUAUUUUGACAGGAAGAGCAGUCUUGAAUUUAGGUGGGAACUGGCAUUAGGAAAUAAGGUCCCCAAAUUCUUCUGACGUGUACUUAUGUUUGUAUCAUUCAGGGAGAUGCUGAAGGCAUUUUGACCGUAACGGUUGGCUUUGUUCUUCCGUAUUUUAUAGUGCUCUAAUUAUGUCCAUUUUUAAUUGUCUUCUAAUAUAAUGUAAUUGUAGCUGUUGACUGCUAUUUUGAUAAACACAACUUAUUUUGUACACAGGCUGGCUGAUCUAGGUGCUAUGUAUCCUAUAAGGAGUGUAUCUAUUGCUAGGACCUCUUAUUACUGAAAGUCCUGCUGACUGACAGAAAUUCUUGUAAUGAAUACAUAUAAUGGAGGAAGAAAAGAAUUAGCAGUGUUGCUUUCUGGUAAAUAUACUAGUGUAUUAAGAUAUAGAUACAUGUGCUGUACUGAGGAAAGUAGUAACUUGAAAAAAGUUUCUCUUAACGUGGAGAAAGUUUAUUCUGUUUUACUUACUAGGGCAGUGCACUGAGUUUACAGAGGUCUGUGAAAUGCACCUGACUGUUACUGAGUUGGUCUAUGAUUUUGGAUAAAUAUUUUGUCUUGCUUGCCUGUGCUUCCCCAAGAGUAAAAUUAGAAUAAUGAUCACUUAUGAGUAUGUCAUGAGGGUAAGCUGCUUUUAGGAUGGGAAUUUACCCUAGGAGAACCUUGUGUAAAAGAGCAGCUUAGUUUGGCUAUAGUAGGACUUAUUCCACUGUGUAUUUUGGAGCUUUAUUUCAAAUGCUGAACAGACCUGGGUUUGAGUGGAAACUAAAAAAUAAAUGGAUCAGCAGAUA
Messenger RNA from Struthio camelus australis, 4402 nucleotides. Lineage: Eukaryota; Metazoa; Chordata; Aves; Struthioniformes; Struthionidae. The record is from RefSeq and is a predicted model, not a curated record.